Sitodiplosis mosellana (orange wheat blossom midge) is the source of this 390-nucleotide messenger RNA. RefSeq lists its product as uncharacterized. Lineage: Eukaryota; Metazoa; Arthropoda; Insecta; Diptera; Cecidomyiidae. The transcript has a single exon. The record is from RefSeq and is a predicted model, not a curated record. The coding region runs from base 1 to 390 and encodes 129 amino acids.
AUGCGUGACGAGAUCAACCGCAAUGCACGUAUGAUGCUGCAGGUGGCAUACCGUGCUCGGGGUCCAUGCUAUCAGCCAAUUUAUUCAACGCAGACCAACACCACCACGUAUAAACCUGCGACUUAUCAACCAACAACUUAUCAACCUGCAGCUUAUCAACCGACCGUCUACGCGGUACCUGUAGCAACAGCAGCACAGCCAAACCCACCAGUUUCACCACGUUGCAUGAAUAGUUUAACGGGAUUUAUCCGCGUCGCACCAUUUACCUUACCGCAAACACCCUCGACCGCCGCACCUCAACCAUCGACAUCAUCAGCCGCUGAUCAACCUCCGACAUCAUGCCAGGCUACACCUGUGAGUCGCACACCGACCCCGUUUCAUCGACACUGA